AACAACAGCUGCUUUUGCCAGUAGUUGGCGAUGUGACAUGUACGUCAACCAACCUGUGUGAGGUUUACAAGUUGUGUGUGUGUGCGCUAUCCGCCGUUUAUCCAUGGUGUUGCUGUGAGGUGAACUGCACACUCUGAAAAGGAGCACCAUGGCGAUGUGGAUCCAGGCCCAGCAGCUGCAGGGGGAGGCGCUGCAUCAGAUGCAGGCGCUGUACGGCCAGCACUUUCCCAUCGAGGUGCGACACUACCUGGCCCAGUGGAUAGAAUGCCAGCUCUGGGAUUCAGUGGAGUUGGACAACCCAGUGGAGGAAGCCAAAGCGAAGCGUCUGCUGGACAACCUGGUGUCUGAGCUGCAGAGGAAAGCCCAGCUGCAGGGAGGAGAGGACGGCUUCCUGCUCAAGAUCAAGCUGGGCCACUACGCCAACCAGCUCAAGAGCACUUAUGACCGCUGUCCUCUGGAGCUCGUGCGCUGCAUCAAACACAUCCUACACUCAGAGCAGAGGUUGGUUCAAGAAGCCACAAAUGCCAGCUCUGGGGGUGGGGGGCAGGCCAUGGACAGCCUGUCGCAGCGCCAUCAGCAGAUCAACCAGUCCUUCGAGGAGCUGCGCCUGGCCACACAGGAGACGGAGAACGAGCUGAGGAAGCUGCAGCACAGCCAGGAGUACUUCAUCAUCCAGUACCAGGAGAACAUGCGCAUCCAGGCCCAGCUGAGCAGCCUGUCCACGCUGCCUCCAGCUGAGCGCACCCAGAGAGAGACCACCCUGCAGAGCAAGAGGACCACUGUGGAGACCUGGCUCACCAGAGAGGCCAGCACACUGCAGAAAUACAGGCUUGACCUGUCCGAGCAGCACCAGAAGACGCUGGCCCUGCUGAGGAAGCAGCAGACCCUGAUCCUGGAUGAGGAGCUGAUCCAGUGGAAGAGGAGGCAGCAGCUGUCCGGCAACGGGGGUCCUCAUGAGGGGGGGCUGGACGUCCUCCAGUCCUGGUGUGAGAAGCUGGCUGACCUGAUCUGGCAGAACCGGCAGCAGAUCCGGCGCUGUGAACAUCUCACCCAGCAGCUCCCCCUGCCGGGCCCCAUGGAGGAGCUGCUGAGCAAACUCAACUCUGACAUCACAGACAUCAUCUCCGCCCUGGUUACCAGCACCUUCAUCAUAGAGAAGCAGCCCCCCCAAGUGUUAAAGACCCAGACCAAGUUUGCAGCCACAGUGCGCCUCCUGGUGGGGGGGAAGCUCAACGUCCACAUGAACCCCCCUCAGGUCAAAGCAGUCAUCGUCAGCGAGCAGCAGGCCAAAGCUCUGCUGAAGAAUGAGAGCACACACAGCUUUAUUUGCCUUGGCAGUGAAAGCAGUGGAGAAAUCCUCAACAACAACUGUGUGAUGGAGUAUCACCAGGCCACCGGCACCCUCAGUGCACACUUCAGAAAUAUGUCCCUGAAGAGGAUCAAGCGUUCAGACCGCCGCGGUGCAGAGUCGGUGACGGAGGAGAAGUUCACGGUUCUGUUCGAAUCGCAGUUCAGCGUCGGAGGCAACGAGCUGGUCUUCCAUGUCAAAACCUUAUCACUGCCUGUGGUUGUGAUUGUCCAUGGGAGUCAGGACAACAACGCCACAGCCACCGUCCUGUGGGACAACGCCUUCGCUGAGCCGGGCAGGGUGCCGUUCAUCGUGCCAGACAAGGUGAUGUGGCCCCAGCUGUGUGAGGCCCUAGAUAUGAAGUACAAGGCAGAGAUGCACAGUGGGCGGGGGCUGUCGGAAGAUAACAUGGUCUUCCUGGCGCAGAAAGCUUUUACAAGCAGCAGCAACAACCCUGAGGACUUCCGCAACGUGAGCAUAUCCUGGGCCCAGUUCAACAGGGAGAGCUUACCCGGACGCAACUUCACCUUCUGGCAGUGGUUUGAUGGAGUUGUGGAGCUCAUGAAGAAACAUCUCAAGCCUCACUGGAAUGAUGGGGCCAUCCUGGGCUUUGUUAACAAGCAGCAGGCCCAGGACAUGCUCCUGUCCAAACCCAACGGCACGUUCCUGCUGCGAUUCAGCGACUCAGAGAUUGGAGGCAUCACCAUCGCCUGGGUGGCUGAGAACCCCAACAAGCAAGGUGAGAGGCUGGUCUGGAAUCUGUUGCCUUAUACAACAAAGGACUUUUCCAUCCGUUCCCUGGCGGACCGCAUCAGUGACCUGAACCAUCUUCUGUUCCUGUACCCGGACCGGCCCAAAGACGAGGUCUUCGCCAAGUACUACACCCCUCCCCUCUCAAAAGCGGUGGAUGGAUACGUAAAACCACAGAUCAAACAAGUUGUGCCAGAGUAAGUUGUGUUUUCUCUCUU
Messenger RNA from Notothenia coriiceps (black rockcod), 2316 nucleotides. RefSeq names its product signal transducer and activator of transcription 5B-like. The record is from RefSeq and is a predicted model, not a curated record. The coding region runs from base 149 to 2299 and encodes 716 amino acids. The transcript is spliced from 17 exons. Gene Ontology annotation, biological process: signal transduction; regulation of DNA-templated transcription. Gene Ontology annotation, molecular function: DNA binding; DNA-binding transcription factor activity. Lineage: Eukaryota; Metazoa; Chordata; Actinopteri; Perciformes; Nototheniidae.